CCCGAAAACAUUGGUAUUUGUAAAAAGCAAACCGACGAGCGGAUAAGGCGAAAUACCUGAAAGGCAGCAGCGAAAAACACGAAAAGCCAGAAACAGCAACCCAAACCAAAACCCAAACCCCAAUCCAAACCGAAACAACUCGAACUUCGUGCAGUGUGGCAAACUGAAAAAGAAACUGAAAAAAAAACACAGAAAAAGAAGCGAGUCGAAGCGUAAAUAAACAGAGAGAACUGGAGCGAAUGCCAAAAAAAUAAAUAUAAAAUAAAAUACAACCGAUAAAUACAAAAUAGAGUGAAAACCAACACACUCAGAGGGAUAUAGAAAGACGUUGUUUCCGGAAAAAGCGCGGAAAAGUGCAUUUCAAUUUUUUUCGAGUGAAAGUUGGGGGCCCACGCCCACCCACGUCCACGCCCACGCCUACGCCCACAAUGAACCGUUCGAACAGCUUUGUUAGCUCGCUGAAAUGGUGGCCACUGCAGGGCCACAACAAUCAGCCGGCUGUGGCGCCACCUACCGGCGGCGGCGGCGGCGGCUACUCCCAGUCGGCGCCCAGCUCGCCCACUUCCAACUGGCCACCGCCACUGCAGCAGCACCAGAACCCCACCGCCCACCGGCUGUUGCCGCCCAACGCCCACCAGAAGGUCGCCGGCGGUGGCAUUGUGGGCGCCACCUUCGGCAGCAGCGUGGCCGUACAGAAGCUGCGCGAAUCCAAGUGGUUCAAGUCCGAGGAGCAGCGCAUCUUCUGCGCCGUCGUCGAGUGCGGCUUCAUUGUAGAGAUCCGCAGCAGCGCCGCAGCAGAGGCGGCAGCGGCCAAUGCUGCAGCGGCGGCCGCAGCAGCCGCCUCCGGUGACGCCGAUGUCGACGUCGACGACCUCGAGGAGCUCGACUGCCCCCUCACCGCCCAGCCCCUGACCCCACCAAACCAAGCCCAAAAGCAAAACCAAUCCCAUUCCCACCCACAGCGGCUGGUCAUCCCGCGCAACGGUAGCAGCUUCCUGGAGACGCAGGACGAGAACGAGACGCCAGUCGCCUCCUGGUACGGCAUCGUCCUCUGCAAGGUGGCCAAAGACAAUAAACCCAAGCCCGAGACCAUUGAGAUAUUUUCUGUGAAAAUACGUGAGAACGGCACAUACAAACUAAUCAAGAUGCAACUGGCGGAUAUUUGGAACCAUGGAUGGGAGCUGCGCAUCAACAAUUUUGCCGACAAGGAGAAGGUCCCCCACAACGAAAAGGACAUUCGCAAUCAGGUUUCGGUGGCGCGCAAGGCCAAGCAGAGUUUGUGGAACAACAACAAGCACUUCGUGUACUGGUGCCGCUACGGAAGUCGUCAGCAGGAUCUGCGGAAGCGACAGUUAGAUUUUCCGGAUUCAAAGUCCCACAUACGUUGAGUUCUUGUAUUCAAAUGAAAAACAAGCUUAAAGUCUGGGUGAACUGGAUUAUCUGGCGGAUUGGGCGUGUGAAAAAAGCGAACCAAAAGCGAACUGUUGGCGAAAGUGAAGAUCGGAAACGGGCCCAUGGGCCAUGGGCGCCACACACACAGCAUACAGCACACCUCCUUGUUGUUUGUUAUCUUCUACCGGCACUUAAAUUCCGGCCAGGCCUUCAUCGCCCAGAACCGAGACGUACGUAUUUCUGUUUGUACCCAGUGUCUUACAAGUGAAUCUAUAUUGCAGAUGUCGGAGUGCGUGAAAUGGGGCAGCGUGGGCAUGAAUGCGGGCAUGCUGCUGGUGCUCAAUAAUCGGCAGAAAUGCCAUUCCCACUCAAAGUAACAAGCUAACUAGUUACCUUCUUCAUUUUCCCCAAAUCGAUUUAUAUAGAUGGAUAUAUAUAUAUGAAAUAGCUUGCCUACUGCUAGAGCGUAGAAACCACAGAACGAUUUUAUACAGCAAACAAGUAUUAAAGCAAAUUCGGAUGAUAAGAUAAUUUAUGGCUUAAGAACGCCAAGGGCAGUGGAAAAAAACCAAAUGCAAAUAUACGUAUUAAGUGCAGAGAUAGCCAAGAAAAUUCAGUUCAGGGCGAGGGCUUUUUUGGCAGUAUUAAAUAAAAAAAAAAUUGAGGAAAUUUUUAUAAGAUUAAAAUCACAAAAAAAAAAAAGCAGGGCGAAGCUGAGCAAAGCAAGAAACAUGGCCUAAAUCCAUACGUCACAAAAACACACUACACUCCCGCCCAAGUUUGUAGAGCUGUUGCAACUGGAGCUACAAUUUAUCAGAAUACUUUUGUAUUUACCAUUGUGUAUAUGACACAGAACGAGAGAGAGAGACACACACACACUGUGAAAUUCGAAAAGACUUAUUAAAUAUUUGUUUGUUUUUUUUUUGUCCUAAUUUUUUGUUUUUCCAUGUGAUUAAAUACGUAUACAUUAUUAUAUAUUUAUAUAUACAUUGUGAAAAUGGCAAGCAUACAUGCAAGGCAACAUUUAUUGUUUUCUUCGUUAUUUAAGCGUAGUUAAGAGACACCCGAAGAUAUACCCAACCUAUAAAGAACGGGGCUAAAAUCAAGCGAAAACUCUACGUAGCAAGCAUAAUAAUUUAUAGCAUUGUAAAACAAUCAAAACAUUCGAAAUGUUUCGUUAUGUAUUUAGCUAUUUAGCUCUACGCGACCGAAGACUACGACUCAGAACCGAAAAUUAGAAAAGAAAAAUGGUAUACCUAGGCAAAAAUGGCAGAUGCAGAUGCAGUUUUGCCGGAAAAUAUUUUUGUACAUAGGGAAACUGAAAACUGGACGCACUGUACGGAUACGGACUUUUACAUACGUAAUCAAGAAAGAUACAAAAUUUACAAAAUUAAACUACAAAAAAAAA
This is a messenger RNA of Drosophila suzukii, 2800 nucleotides long. Its product is annotated as lethal (1) G0469. The record is from RefSeq and is a predicted model, not a curated record. NCBI's taxonomy places the organism in Eukaryota, Metazoa, Arthropoda, Insecta, Diptera, Drosophilidae.